Molecule: messenger RNA, 1491 nt
Organism: Lipotes vexillifer (Yangtze River dolphin)
Lineage: Eukaryota; Metazoa; Chordata; Mammalia; Artiodactyla; Lipotidae
Gene: CRHR2
Product: corticotropin releasing hormone receptor 2
Exons: 12
Coding region: 238-1473 (411 amino acids)
Biological process (GO): long-term synaptic potentiation; cell surface receptor signaling pathway; adenylate cyclase-modulating G protein-coupled receptor signaling pathway
Cellular component (GO): dendrite; plasma membrane; axon terminus
Molecular function (GO): corticotrophin-releasing factor receptor activity; corticotropin-releasing hormone receptor activity; G protein-coupled peptide receptor activity
Source: RefSeq, a predicted model, not a curated record
CGCGACCUAGCGGGUGGGCCGGCAGCUCCGUGCGCUUUGCAGCUCCUCUGCGCCAAGGUCCCAACUUGGCAGCUCCGGGCGAUCCGGCGCAGCGUCCGGAGGCUGUCCGGAAGGUCGGGCUGGGCGAGCAGCGCCAGGCCCCUGCGCUCUCUCGGCCGCUCAGUCUCGAACCCAGCCCCUGGCAGCCACGCCGGACGCGCACUCACACUCCCUCUCGGCGCGCGGCUCUGGGGCGCGAUGGACGCGGCACUGCUCCACAGCCUGCUGGAGGCCAACUGCAGCCUGGAGCUGACAGAAGAGCUGCUCUUGGACGGCUGGGGGCUGCCACUGGACCCCGAGGGGCCCUACUCCUACUGCAACACGACCUUGGACCAGAUCGGGACGUGCUGGCCCCGGAGCGCGGCCGGAGCUCUGGUGGAGAGGCAGUGCCCCGAGUACUUCAACGGCGUCAAGUACAACACGACCCGGAAUGCCUACCGAGAGUGCUUGGAGAAUGGGACCUGGGCCUCACGGAUCAACUACUCACAGUGUGAGCCCAUUUUGGAUGAUAAGCAGAGGAAGUAUGACCUGCACUACCACGUCGCGCUCAUUAUCAACUACCUGGGCCACUGCGUGUCUGUGGCGGCCCUCGUGGCUGCCUUCCUGCUUUUCCUGGCCCUGCGGAGCAUCCGCUGUUUGCGGAACGUGAUUCACUGGAACCUCAUCACCACAUUUAUCCUGCGAAAUGUCACAUGGUUCCUGCUGCAGCUCAUCGACCAUGAAGUGCAUGAGAGCAAUGAGGUCUGGUGCCGCUGCAUCACCACCAGCUUCAACUACUUUGUGGUGACUAACUUCUUCUGGAUGUUCGUGGAGGGCUGCUACCUGCACACGGCCGUCGUCAUGACCUACUCCACCGAUCGCCUGCGCAAGCGGCUCUUCCUCUUCAUUGGAUGGUGCAUCCCCUGCCCCAUCAUCAUCACCUGGGCCAUUGGCAAACUCUACUAUGAGAAUGAACAGUGCUGGUUUGGCAAGGAGCCCGGCGACCUGGUGGACUACAUCUACCAGGGCCCCAUCAUCCUCGUGCUCUUGAUCAAUUUUAUAUUUCUGUUCAACAUCGUCAGGAUCCUAAUGACAAAGUUACGAGCAUCCACCACAUCGGAGACGAUCCAGUACAGGAAGGCGGUGAAGGCCACCCUGGUUCUCUUGCCCCUUCUGGGCGUCACCUACAUGCUCUUCUUUGUCAGCCCUGGGGAGGACGAGCUGUCACAGAUCGUGUUCAUCUAUUUCAACUCCUUCCUGCAGUCGUUCCAGGGUUUCUUUGUGUCCGUCUUCUAUUGCUUCUUCAAUGGAGAGGUGCGCUCGGCUGCGAGGAGGAAGUGGCACCGCUGGCAGGACCAUCACUCCCUCCGAGUCCCCGGGGCCCGCGCCGUGUCCAUCCCCACGUCACCCACGCGGAUCAGCUUCCACAGCAUCAAGCAGACGGCCGCUGUAUGACCCUCAGCACCCUCACCU